GCGGUCCCGGGGUCUCUCAUCUUCAUGACGAUGGUUGUGACGAACCCUUACGCCGGACUCCUUGCCGACAAGUACGGUCAUCGUCCAGUCAUCUUUGUUGGAGGCGUCAUCUCCUCGCUGGCUAUCCUAGCAAGUUCCUUCGCCACAGAUUUCACCAUGCUCACCAUCAUGUACGGCUUGGUUGGAGGUAUUGGGUUUGGACUGAGCCACAUGCCUGCAGUUGUGAUGCUGAGUCACUACUUCGAUACGAAGAUCGGUACAGCUACAGGCCUGGCGAUGUCAGGAACAGGACUGGGCACCAUCUUCAUGUCCGUCGCCACACAGUACCUCGUCGACGAGUUUGGUUGGCGAGGGACCAUGAUGAUCCUCAGUGCCAUCAACGCCAACUUGUGUGUAGCCGCAGUUGUGAUGAGACCAGUCAAGCUAGGUCUGCGUCGCAUGACCCCCGCCGAAGAGGCUAAACUAAGUUCAAAGACCAAAGCAAGGCAUCAAGGCAUCACCUACAAAGAACUGCCUCGGGAUGAUCACCAAGAAGAUAGUCCUUGCAUCACAUCAAAUCCUAUGCAUGAACCUAAAGCUUUAAAUGGUGAUGUUCUUCAGACAAACCAAGAGAUUAAUGGAAACAUCGAAUCCAAUUCACAAACUGAGAAGUCCAACAAGAAGGAUGUUGUUCUUAAAUUCAAGGGUUCCACACCAAACGGAACUGUCGGAACCGUUGAGAUUGUAAGCAAGAGCGUCAAGGGAGCAGAGGUCAACGGAGAAAAGGCUUGUUUCGCUUGCUGCAAAGUUUGGUCCUGCUGUGUGGCAUUCCUUGAUUCCGUGUACAGCUUUGCACUUUGGAAGAACGCUAUGUACCUCUCAUUCCUGAUGGGGAUCAACCUCACAUUCUUCGGAAUGACCAUCAUCUCUGCACAUGUGGCAAAGCGGGCUCUGGAGUAUGGUAUCCAUGACGUUCACAGUUCCUUGCUGGUAGCAGUGUUAGGUUUGAGUCAAGCAGCCGGACGAGUCCUGUCAGGUCCCCUGGUUGACCGGUGUAGGCUUAACCCUCUCCUUCUCUACCAAUCCAUGGCUGCAUUAUGCGGGGUAUCAAUCAUCGUUAGUAUCUACCUCAAGUCAUUCUCAGGUUAGUGCAUUAAAGUGGAGUUAACAAUUCUGUAUGGGAACUGUACCAACCAAGGGUCUGAGAGUAAUGAGAACAAAGAUGUGCACGUCGUUACACACUCGAUAUAUAACAUGCACACUCCAUGGAAAUAUCGCUUUUUACAUCGCGACACUCAUCUGGAUAAUGUCAUGAAAACCAAGAAAACGGAGUGUGAGAGUGUUCCCGCCUGUAAAGAAUGAUUGCUUGGUUAUAUUUCCUUAUUCUCAGAGUCCGACCUACCUGUCUUGAACAAGUCUUUAACCCUCAAAGGUAUUACCAAAUUAUCGGUAAAAUAAAGAUUUUCUUUAAAUUAAAAAUCAAACUGGGGCAAUAUCUACCCCCCCCCCCUCCCACCAACACAAAAGAUAACUUUGAAUGUAAUCUGUUUAUGCAUUUUUUUAACUCGAUAAAUAAUUAUGUAGUGUACAUGCAUUUAUCUAGAUUUUUUCAAGCCUCUGUCACCAACUCUCACUUCCUCCCUAUGUCUCUCACGCGUACAAGAACACACCCUCACCCACAUAAUUCAUACACGCAUACCCACCCCACACACAUGUCAACUUAUUUCCUGACUGUUUCCUAACAUGCCUCUCUCACCCUGUCCCUCUGCAUACAUACUAGUACCCUACACUCACGCACCCUCACCCACGCUGACAUACCUUCUGCAAGCACACACCCAAUCCCACACACACACCCGUCAGUUUAUUUUGUCUGCCGCCACCCCUCUCUCACUGUCUCUGUCUGUCUCUCUCUUCCACCUGUAUUCGGACAAAGUGUGACCACAACAUUGCACUUUUACUUGUUUUGUUGGGAUUCUUUUUAUAUAUUUUUGUCACAGCUGAUAAAUACUGAUAUUGAACUUUAUCUCUAGCCCUGAUGCCCGCCAAGCACAUCACCUUGCUCAUGUAAAACAAUCUUACAUCAUUACUGUUACACUUGUACUCUCACACAAACACUACGGUGUCUGUUGAUUGGGCAACACACAAAGUAGUCAUAUAAAGUCGGCCAUGCUUCAAACCCCUAAACAUUAUAUGCCCGUAUUCUGAAGUCUGGUUUAAUUUAAACUCUGGUUAAAAAUUUUGGUUUAGGUAUGGAUAGCCAAUGGUGACAUAAAUCUCUAACAGUAUAAUUUCAAUGUAGCAGCUCAUUUUUCUCUCAAAUCAUUUUAACUGCUUCGGAAGGAUAAAUAAGAUAGCUUUCUCCACCACUCACGAGUUAGAAAAGAGCACAGUAAACAUAAAAACAUACAAUGUGAGGAAAAUCUAGACCUUUUUGGCUUUCCAUAAUUUUAUCACAGAGUUCGACCAUGGUCUAAGUUCUACCUGACUUCAGAAUACGUGCCAUAGGCUCUUUGUCUCAAAAGGAACGUGAAUAUGGCCGAUUUCCACGAUUGAUUGCGUUGAUAGUUAUGUACAAUUAAUCGUUAUCACUAAUCUACAAUCGAUCGCUAUUCAGACUUCUGUUGUGGGGCUCAUUUCCGAUACAAGACGCGUCAUCAAUGUUUUAAACUUAUUUUUGUUAAUCCCAGACUAUGAAAUGUAGUUUGACGUCAAAUGGUAGUCAUGGCAAAUUUUCAAGGUACUAUGGUACUUAAUUCUAAUUGAC
Messenger RNA from Lytechinus pictus (painted urchin), 2743 nucleotides. Its product is annotated as monocarboxylate transporter 9-like. The record is from RefSeq and is a predicted model, not a curated record. Lineage: Eukaryota; Metazoa; Echinodermata; Echinoidea; Temnopleuroida; Toxopneustidae. The coding region runs from base 25 to 1128 and encodes 367 amino acids. Gene Ontology annotation, molecular function: monocarboxylic acid transmembrane transporter activity. Gene Ontology annotation, cellular component: plasma membrane. Gene Ontology annotation, biological process: monocarboxylic acid transport; transmembrane transport. The transcript has 3 exons.